Molecule: messenger RNA, 3025 nt
Organism: Orbicella faveolata
Lineage: Eukaryota; Metazoa; Cnidaria; Anthozoa; Scleractinia; Merulinidae
Product: adenosine receptor A3-like
Biological process (GO): G protein-coupled receptor signaling pathway
Cellular component (GO): plasma membrane
Molecular function (GO): G protein-coupled receptor activity
Source: RefSeq, a predicted model, not a curated record
CGCUCAGAAAAAUAAAUAAAGCGAAGAGCUCGCUUUUGGAGCUUGAGAAGCUUACACAACGUAUUAGAUGACACGCGGCACGCUUCAGCUAGCGCAAGGAUGCCCAGUUCAUCCAUUUGUUAUUUGCCUCUCUGGCAGAAGCGAUUCUGAGUUUCUGAUCGAGCUACAAAAAUGUCCGUCUGAAUAUUGAAAGGACACAGCAACAUUAACUGUCUCACGGAAUACAUACGACGCGACGCGAGGUUAAAAAGUAAAAAUUUUACGAAGAAUGUAUGAACUCAUCAGCAGAGGUCGCACUAUGCUGUCCAAACGUGAUUGAAAACGUCAGCGGAGAUAAUUGUUCUUUUUUAUUAACACUGAAAAUCGUUUAGGAAAAUACCCGUUUACAGACGUAAGGCGUGUGAACAGGGCUUUAGUUGCUAUUCUUUGGUUUUAUGUUUUUCUUUUUUUCUCAUACUCAAGCUGCAAAAACAAACUCCUGUUUAAGAUAUUUUUUUAUGAAUUGAUGCCGUCUCCAUGUUUCUCUCUGUUGUGACUUGCGCCAAUGUUGAAAAGCAGCUGGUAAUUAGAACAUGUAAUAUUCACAGCAGAGCUUUUCUCUUUGUUUUAAAACUUCAUGUUUUGCUCACUUAACGGUAAAACGCUUCUGAAAACAAUAGCCGUGGAAUCUAAACGGCUGCGGUAUUCUUCACGGGCGUUUUUGCUGAUGUUAACUAGGAUUUCCUUUCUUUUCGGUAAUCGAGCAAUGACUAUUUAGAAAUAAUUACAACCACCGUGAUUUUUGGCGUGCCACUAUUUUAUUAGCUAAGAAUACUAAUAAUUCUGCAAAGUAAAAAUUGAACGGAGUAAAAUAUUUGAUUUUCCUACUCAGUUCAUUUGGAAUUUAAUUGCAAUUUAGCUUCGCAAAUUUAACAACAAAUUGUUCAAAGGAACUAAUUGGUCAAUCGAUGGAAAUACAUCCUUAUAGUGCCUCGAAAUACAUCCUUAUAGAAUCCAUUGUUUCGUCAGCCGUCACUUCUGUUGAAGAGAUUGUUUGUUGGUAUUAUUAACCCCAAAACGCUUUACACCAAGGAGAAAAAAUGUUCAACCCAUAACACUAUUCCCACAGAAAUUCAUUUUGCUAGUUUUUCCUAGUCAUUACAUCUUUGUUGGGUUUAGGUACAAUUCUUGGAAUUCGCAUCGGAGAAUAGAAACAUUGAAAUAUUGAAGCUUUGUGAUUAUAUUUUUUCUAAGACAUGUUCAUUUGUGUUUGUCUUGUUUAGCGACACUUAAGCUUUGGACGGGUUGUUACCUUUUCGUAUGUAGUUAUGUGCUUCAAUCCUUAUGCAUGACAUGUGCAAUAAUUAAACUUGUUUUUUAUAUACACAUCCUUUUUACAGUCUACAAAAUACUUUUACUGAUAUACUUUUUAAUCGGAAUCCAGCUACCCAUGUUUCACCGCUUUUUCAUUGGCUUUUCUUGUGGAAAGAUUACUUGAAAGCAGCUGCUGCUAAGUGAAAACUCGACUUCAUUCUUUUCAUUUGGCAAUGCCGAGCUUUCCAGUUGACGUGCGAAAACUUGCUCCUCACAAGACGACGAAUCUAGAAGAUGACCGUCAUGGUAAAUUAUCUUAGUGCGUAGUUUGAUUUCUCUUCGGUAUUCCUGUAUUCCGUCAUACGAUUUGGCCGCACUAUGGUCUCGAGCAGCAGUGACUUUGUCACGAAAGAUUCUAACCAUGCGCCCGAAGUGUUUUUCUGUCCCACAAAACCAAUAUUUACAUGGAUAUUAAGUGACACAUCCACAUUCCAAGCUACGAUCAGCAUUUCAUGUAUUGCUUGCCCGAUCACCGUUUUCCUAAACAUCUUGGUAAUCAUUGCAGUGAAGAAAAGGAAAGAGUUUCAAACCAAUUCCAACACUUUGCUUGCCAACUUGGCUGCCGCGGAUCUAUUAGUCGGCGCUGUCUCGAUGCCUUUGACAAUCGCUUUGGACGCCUUACUUCUCCAAAAGGUUGUCGGCUACUGGAUUUGCAGACUAGCGUUUACAAAUCAACUGGUGCUGUAUGCUGCUGUCUGUUCGUCUUUAUACCAUAUGACUUUGAUCGCUUGGGAGAGAUACGUGGCGACAAGAAAGUGGAACUGCUACAAAGCGAUUGUCACCAAGAGGCGAGUGAAGACGUACACAGCAAUAGCGUGGCUGUUAGCUGUACUAACCACGACUCCUGUACGUAUUCUUACGGUUCUAGGACUCGACUAUAAGUACACUAAGAUCUUGGACACGAUCUUCUUUCUUCCAGCCUUAGUUUGCUUAGUUCUCAUCGGGUAUUUUUAUAUCAUGUUGUAUCUCGGUGUGCGCGCAUGGAAAAAAAUAAGCGACGUUAGCCAACUGGGAGCCCCUACUGAGAUGGCAGCGAGGCGGGAACUUGGUAUUGCGAAGAGGGUUUUCAUUCAGACAGUUGCCAUGUUAAUAUUUUACCUCCCAUCGAGUAUCGUUCUUUUCUGCGGAGAGUUUUUACCCUUCCUUCGAACAAGCUCGUUUUUCCGUCGUUCGGAGUUGCUGAAUCAGCUGAACUCGCUGGUAAAUCCAUUUCUCUACGUUUUGGCACUGAAACGUUUCAGAAAGGCAGUUCUGGGAAUGCUGAAGAUGGGCAGAAAACCUGGAGUGCAGGGAGCGGCUGUUAGAAAACGACGUUUGAAAACUUUCGGUAGGCGGAUUGGUGUUGUUGAGAAUCUGGAAGUCGUCCUUGAGUGUGAACAAGUACAAGACGACGUUUUUGUUGGAUCAGGAUCGGGAUGUUCAGACACGCCUAAAGGCACUGUUAAUGUGAUACAUCUGGAGCCGAUCCUGGAAAGAUGCGUGGCGUCUACUUUACCAUGUGAAAUCAGCCAAAUCAUUCAUGUCGACGUGCAUCAACCCAAAACAAACAGAAGAAAACCAAGAAGAAAGGCUAAUGGUGUGGUCACAAGGGUUAUUCCUACUGACGCAAGCUUCAAUGUUUGCGACACCAUAUCACAAGACAAUCACUGACCCGAGAAGAAACUACGUUCGU